AUGCGUCCGGGCUCUCUUCUCCCGCUGCUUGCCUUGGGCCCUGUGGUCCAGGCCGCAGCCGCAGCUUCUUCUCAAGAAUCCCGCGAUCUGUUUGCACGAGAUUUUGAAAUGCUAAACUCUCGGGACUUGGAACAGCUUUCUCCACGUGACGUUGAGCUACUGACCAGAGCAUUGGUUGAGAGAGGUCUUUUGGAUGACAUUUGGCAAAAGCUCAAGGACGCUACUACUUGUGCCGGCGGAGAGCUACUGCUGGGUGCGCUCAAAGUUCUCGCAUUCUUUGGUGAUGGAGCUUUCGUCAAGGUGAUUCAGGGGAUUUGCAAGCUUGCAAAGGUCCAACCCGGCGACGUUUGUGAUGGCGCGGUUGCUCUCGAAGGCCCCAUCAUAGCAGCUGACAUUCGCAAGAUCUCCGUUGGCUCAAGGACCUCCAAGGCGUUUUGCACAACCUUCUUGGGCGUUUGUGGAUAUCCCGAUGUGCAAACGUGGGAUAUUGCUUACCCUUCGGCGCAACCUGCUGGUGGCCGGCCAAAGCCUGGUGGCAAGGAUCCCAUCAAGAUUGUUCACUACUCCGAUAUUCAUAUUGAUCCCUUGUAUGUUCCUGGGUCUAGCACGCAGUGCGACGGCAGGCCUAUUUGCUGCAGACCCUACACCAAGGACGACCAACCUGGCAACACCAAGUUCCCUGCUGGACCUAACGGUGACCACAUGUGUGAUGUGCCCUUUACUUUAGAGCGAAGCAUGUAUGACGCUAUCAACUCGAUUGUGCCCGAUGCCGCCUUUACUAUUUUCACCGGCGAUAUCGUCGACCACGCCAUCUGGAACACCAGCCAGCCGUACAACACCAACUUGAUCCAACAUGCGUACGACACCAUGAACUCAAGCCUGAAACUCGUCUACGGCACUGCCGGUAACCACGAAGCCCAUCCCGUUAACGCCUUUGUCCCCAAUGCCAUCGGUCACGACAGCCAAUGGGUCUACAACCUCCUCUCCUCUGACUGGGAACACUGGAUCGGCGAAAGCUCAACCGCCAUGGUCGAAAAGAUCGGUGCCUACUCGACCAAGUAUCCCAAAGGCAACCUCCGCAUUAUCUCUCUGAACACUAAUCUCUACUACCGCCACAACUUCUGGAUGUACCAGUCGUACGAGGACAAGGAUCCCAACGACCAAAUCGCCUGGCUCAUAAGAGAGCUUGAUGCCGCCGAGAAAGCCGGGGAACGCGUCUAUAUCAUGGGCCACAUGCCGCUCGGCGAGGCAGACGCCCUCCGCGACGGCUCCAACUACCUUGACCAAGUGUUCAAGCGGUACCAAAACACUAUUGCAGCAAGUUUCUUCGGGCACACGCAUGUCGACCACUUCGAAGUGUCGUACAGCGACUACGCGCACCGCAGCGCUUCCAACGCCUUUAUGACCUCGUACAUUGCGCCAUCCCUCACGCCCACCUCCGGCAUGCCCUCGUUCCGCGUCUACACUGUCGACCCGGACACCUUUGCCGUCCUCGACCACACCACCUACAUGGCUGACAUGACCAACCCUUCCUUCCAGACAACCCCCGUCUGGACAAAGUUCUACUCGGCCAAGGAGUCAUACGGCCCUCUCGUCUCACCCCCUCUCACCGACCCCAAGGCCGAGCUCACCCCCGCCUUCUGGCACAACGUCACCGUCGCCUUUGAAAACGACGACGCCCAGUUCAACGCCUACAUGGCGCGCAAGUCCCGUGGCUGGCAGCCCGCCUCCUGCACCGGCGACUGCAAGACCGACGAGAUCUGCCAGCUACGCGCUGCCCGCAGCCAGGACAACUGCUGGAAGCCAAAGCCCGGCAUCAACCUGACAAAGCGGUCCGGUGUCCAGGACGAAAAGGGAGAGCACGACGAGUGUGGCGUCCCUAUUACACUAAAGACUCUGUCGGCUGUGGGCGCCGAUGACGCCGCGCUGCAGGAGUUGAAGAAGAUUAUGGACGAAGUUAUUGCUGAAGCAAAGGCCAAGGGGAUCAAGGGCGCCGAAGAUGCGUAG
This is a messenger RNA of Metarhizium brunneum ARSEF 3297, 2007 nucleotides long. Its product is annotated as Sphingomyelin phosphodiesterase. NCBI's taxonomy places the organism in Eukaryota, Fungi, Ascomycota, Sordariomycetes, Hypocreales, Clavicipitaceae. The record is from RefSeq and is a predicted model, not a curated record. Gene Ontology annotation, molecular function: phosphoric diester hydrolase activity.